Molecule: messenger RNA, 1041 nt
Organism: Adineta steineri
Lineage: Eukaryota; Metazoa; Rotifera; Eurotatoria; Adinetida; Adinetidae
Source: the annotation of a GenBank genome assembly
AUGAUUCAUUUAGGUGGUGGAUCAGCAUUAUUACCAUUACCUAUUGAUGCUCUUUCAUUAGAAGAAAAAUGUCAAAUAAUAAAAUUAUUACAAAGUAAAGGAGCAAAUAUUCAAGAACUUAAUACAGUUCGACAAUCGAUGAGUCAACUUAAAAAUGGUGGACUUGCUCGAUUUGCUAAAUCAACUACUAUUAUUUCAUUAAUUCUUUCUGAUGUUAUUGGAGAUCCAUUGGAAUUUAUUGCAUCUGGACCAACAUUUUACAGUGGUAAUAAAAAUCAGCAAACAUUAGAUAUUUUCAAUAAAUAUGAUCUUAUACAUUAUAUUCCCACUCAAUUUCUUCAACAUUUAAAAGAAAAUGAAAGUACAAACGAUAAUGUCACAAAAAGUUCAACUAAACAAAUUCAUAAUGUUAUCGUGGGUAGUAAUCAUAUUGCAUUGGAUGCAGCUGCUCAUUUAUGUCAGAACUCUCUCACCUGCGUUCCAUUUAUUGCAACGACUUGUUUACAAGGUGAAGCACGCGAAAUUGGUCGUCACCUAGUUGACCUUGUUACAACAAACCCAUCUGAAUUAGUAUACAAUGAUAAUAUUAGUUGUUUAUUUUCUGAUAAAUCAACAUUCGAUGCUUUUCAAAAAUUUAUUAAACAAAACAAACAAUAUUAUCUUUUAUUAGGUGGUGAAACUACAGUAGUCAUGAAAAAUGAUUGUGGAAAAGGUGGACGAUGUCAAGAACUUGCAUUAUCUGCAGCAUUGACUAUUGAUAAUAGUAAUAACAAUACAUCUAUAUUAUUAUUAGCAGCUGGUUCAGAUGGAAUCGAUGGACCAACCGAUGCUGCUGGUGCUUUUGCUUUUAAUGGAAUGAUUAUUGAUGAAAGUGAUAUUCAAAAAGCUCGUAAAGCACUCGAUAAACAUGAUGCAUAUACAUAUUUAAAUGAAACAAAUGAUGGUAUAAAUCUUCUUAAAAUUGGACAUACGAAUACAAAUGUGAUGGAUAUUAUUAUAAUCUUUGUUAAUAAUAAUUUAUAUAUGGAUUCCAAAAUUUAG